This is a messenger RNA of Tetranychus urticae (two-spotted spider mite), 3241 nucleotides long. The record is from RefSeq and is a predicted model, not a curated record. NCBI's taxonomy places the organism in Eukaryota, Metazoa, Arthropoda, Arachnida, Trombidiformes, Tetranychidae.
UUUCAUCAUCUUUCAUCAACUUUGGUUAUUUAGUCUUUUUUUACCCUCCAAGUUUAUUUUUCAUUUUUACCAUAAAGCUAAUAAUAAUGAUGACAUUAGAAUCUGAUACAUUUUUAACCAGUUCACCAACGCAUUUCAACCUUAUUUUUGGCCCACAUUUAUUGUUACAUUAUUUGCCAUUUAGUGUUGUUUAAUUUAUUAAUGGUGAUACUCAACAAUAACCUCCAACAUCAUCUUUGACAAACAAAUUUUGGGUUCAUCAAUUUAUUGUCGACAAAUGAUAACGUUUACCAAUUCAUCUUUUAACUGCUAUUUUACAAUUAUUUUCACUCUCUGGCCCUUCAUUAUCAAUGGUUUAAAGCUCUAUGGAACCAAUCUUGACUCUGAUUUGAUCGGACCAGAAACAGCAGUGAACAUCUCAAGUAACGAAACUUACCCUGACCAUUUGAACCUAUUAUCAGAUAAAUUCGUGUCCAAUGGAAGCAGUUUUGACCAAAAUUUUGACCACACAACUAAUAAACUCGACGAUGAGUUAACCAAUAUCCAAUUGCAAGAUCGGAAAGCUCGGACCUUAAAACAAGCAGAGUUACCAACUUAUAAAGAGAAUGUAGAUAAUUAUAAUGGUCUAAAGAGGCUUGCUGGGACUAAAUCUGAUCAACAUGUCAAAGAUCAAUCAUUAAAUUUGAAAUCAACUCGAAGUUUGGACCCAUUAUCAUUGGAGCUUUAUGAUCCUCAAGUAUCAACUUUAGAUGGACCCAACUCAAAAUUCAUCGAGUACCAAAAUGAUGGCAUUGUAUCAACUCAAGGUGAAGAAAAUACACAUUCAGCUAUAGUCCCAGACAAACCUGAUAACUACACUGACCCUGAGGAGAGAUCAUUAUCACCUUUGUCCAGUUCUAAUCAUCGGUACCAUUGGACAAACAAAUCUUUGCCUGGAAUACACUUUAGAUCUCUUGAUUCUGAUGUAAAUGGUGAAAGUACAAACAACGAAUCAAUUGGAAUCAUAAGCAAUCAAACUCAAUUGGAUUCAGUCAUUCAUUCAUCCUUAACAUCUACUUCAUCACCAAUCAAAUCUUCGGUCACUUCUUUAUUUCCAACUGCUCUAGGAGUUGAAAGCCAUGAUGAAAACCAUUCUAAUUAUAGAUUGUGCUCUAGUCCCUAUAACUGUCACCUUCAUCUGAAUGAACGUUGCGUGAGUUCAGCCAAUUUCAACGUUUGCCAAUGUGUUGAACCAUUUCAUCGUACAAAUCAUUCAGAGCCAUGCCGAAUUAAGAAAGGAGCAUUAAUUACAGUUUCUUUUGGUAAUCUCAUUUGGUCCGAUGACUUGGCCAAUAUUUACUCUCCUCGUUUCAUUGAAACUAAAGACCAGACUGAAAGAUCUCUAAGAGUUAUCAUGGAUAGAUCUCCACUUUUAGCCUCAGGAAUAGUCUCAAUUGGAGUGCUCAGCUUUAGCCCGGGAAGUGUCUCGGCUAAAGCAAUGGUCCAUGUUCGUAAUGAUCUAUUCACAAAUAAUUUCAAAGUCAACCUUGCUCGAGAAAUGACUCAAGCAGUUGCCGAUCUCAGUGAAAGUGCAUCUUCCAUGCCAUCAGAAUUGCUCUUUCGAAAUGUAACCAUAAAAGCUAUCCAAGACGAUAUCGACCCAUGUGGAAUAGCUGAUCUCAAUUAUUGUUCACCAAAUUCAGUAUGUUUACCGAUUCCACCACAAGGAGCCAUUGCCGCCAAUUUACUAUCAGAGCCAGGAUUCCGUUGUCAAUGUAAACCAGGUUUUACUGAUUUGUCACCCAAUCCAUACUAUCCUGGGGAAGUUUGUCGUGUUGAAUGCCCAUUGAGUUAUUGUGAAAAUGGUGGACAUUGUUUGGUUAAUGCGUUAGAUUCAACGCUUUAUUGUACUUGUCAAGACUGGAAUGUCGGUCCAAGAUGUCAAUAUUCUGGAAUCUUGGUAUUCAGUGUUCUUGGAGUGGUGGUUAUACUUCUUAUGCUUAUUGUUGCCUGUACAACAUCAGCCUUUUGUGGUAAACGAGUUACACGAGAGACUGUCUUUUCUCGCCGCGUGUCACCAGUUACUUAUGAUGAUACAAUAAGACCUUUCCGAAUCGCUGUAAAUAAUUAUGAUUCACCUGAAAUGACUAACGGACUAAUUGUGGGCAAUUCUCGUCGCAUGGAUUCAUCUGCAUCAGGUGGAAACAGCAGUGGAGGUGCAAAUAGAAGGCUAAGUAGAGGAAGCACAGAUGAUGGAAGAGGAAAAGUGAAGCCACUUUCUGCUGGAGGAGCUUCUGGUUUCAAGGAUGACUGUUUAUCUGAACAAGCGAACCGUUUACAAGGUCUUUCCACUAUUGGCUUAACUCAGGCCAAUCUUUCAGGUUACUGAUGAUAUUCAGCUGUUCAAACGAUUAUUUAUUAUUCAACUGUAAAACGCAAAAUACUGUGGUCAAUUAUCAAUGUGAAGACAACAUUGAUUCGGAUCUUUAAUCAACUAUAUAAAUCUCAAAUCUUCAUCAAUGAUCUCAAAGUAAUAACUAGCCAAGGAAACAUCUGGAAGAUGAACAAACUAAAUAAGUACAACAAAAAGACUGGUGGAUUCAAUAAACAGUUCAAAACACUACAUGAUUUAGAUGAUCAUUUGGGGAAAUUUCCUUUUAUUUAUUUAAAUUCAUUAUUGCAUUCUGGUCUGGAAAUCGAAUUUGACAAUCCUUUCGAAAGAUUUGGACAUUUUAUCUUCCAGAAAAUGGUUUUUAUAAUAAAAGACUCAUCCAGUUCAAUAACAAAGCCUGUAAAUAUAAUUAAUCAUCAAAAAAUGCCAAAUUUUGAGCUGUUACUUCUGGUCAAGCUGUUUUUUAAUCAUUGAUCUCAUCUAAAAAAGUCUUUUUUCCAAAAAUCUUUCCAGUCAAAGCAACAUUAUUCAUUCUAAGUCAUAAAAACUAAAUUUUCAACUAGCACAAUACCAGACAUUUGUAUUAAAAGUACAGUUUGAGCAAAUGAGAUGAUUGUUUCAAAUCCUAUGAAAAUUAGGCCAUUCAAUGAUCAUCUCUAAUCCAAAUGAUCUUUAAAGCCAAAUUUAAGAUAAUGUUAAAGUCAAUUGAUUCAUCAACAACUGAUGCCCAAUUGGACUCUUUAUUUCUGAAUGGUAACUGUUGAUUCAUAUCACAGACCAUAGAGUCUCUCAAACUGCCACUUAAUAUCUAACUUUAUGUCGUAUUUACGAUCAAUUUGUUCAUUUAUUAAAGUGAUUUUACAUAGUAAA